AUGCCCCUCUCGUUCACCUUUGACCGCAAGCGUCUUCAAGCACUACAACCCACCAUUACGGCGGUGGCGGCCGCGGUGGCCAAGGACAAGAAGAAACGCGCGGCCAAGGCAUCCAUCGACCCGCACAAGCGCCCGCGCACCAACAAGAAGCCCGAAACACCUCAAGACAUGCGCAAGACCAACAAGGGCAAGAGCAAGAAAAAGCUGCAAAGCCCAAGACCACAAAGUCACCCGCCAAGCGACCCCGACGCGCCCGAGCCCGAGCCAAGAAAAGAAAAGACGAAGACCAAGCCCACCUCGCCCCACAUGUCCACCAACGCGAAUGAAGUCAACCCCUCUACGCGCGACGACGCUGCCGCCCCUCUCUUUGACCAAGAGCAAAGCUACAUGCCCAGCCACGACGAGACGUCGGCGUCGCUACAGCCCGGCGCAUACGUCAACGACGACACGAUCCAGCUCCUCAUCAAGUUGGCCAUCCAAAAGCACAGCGCUGGCGACGACACGGUUGGUUACAUCGCGCCGCAUCACUUCAAAGCCUACUCGGACGACGCCACCGAAUGGCUCACGCGGUUUACCUCCAACGACCGAUAG
This is a messenger RNA of Saprolegnia diclina VS20, 591 nucleotides long. RefSeq lists its product as hypothetical. The record is from RefSeq and is a predicted model, not a curated record. Bases 1 to 591 code for a protein of 196 amino acids. The transcript is spliced from 3 exons. NCBI's taxonomy places the organism in Eukaryota, Oomycota, Saprolegniomycetes, Saprolegniales, Saprolegniaceae.